CAUCAUGUGAGAUGAUAAGCGCGGGGCUGAGCUUCCCCAGCCUCGUCGGAGGCGCUCAUAUAAGGGUCCAGGCCAGGAGGACAACCCCAAAGGUGUCCAAUCCACCCAAGAUCUACCCCUCAUGACGAAAUGGCCACCCUCGCCUUAGCCAUCCGUCCGCCACCGCUUGAUUCCCCUACAGACAUUGCCCUCAUCUGGCAAGAAGCCAUUCAUCGAUACGAGCAGAUCACCGACCAGAAGAUUGGCGCUUUGGAACCAGUCACCAGUGUUGAUGGACUGUUGCGCCAGACUCGAAAGACGGCGUCACGGUUUCGCCUUCAUCGUCAUGAUAAUGGUAAACUGGAUAAGCUCCGCACCUUAAUCGGAAAGAGCUUGGGGAUGGUGGAGGCCGUUGGGAAUAUCGUUGGCUCGGCGGCUUCUCUCGCAUUUGCGCCCAGCACGGUUAUACUGUCUGCAGUGAAUUACUUACUCAAGACAGCCAAAUCCGUUUCAUCCGACUACGACACCCUCAAUGAUUUCUUCAAGGACUUGGAUCAAUAUCUCAGCCAACUGAAGAUCUUGGAAGGAUCUAUCCCUCCUAUGCCGGAAUUGCACGCUGCGCUUGCUAGGGUCCUUACCUCGGUGUUGGUUCUUUGUGGGGUGUCGGUGAAAUAUACUCGCCAGAAUAGAUUUCUCAAGGGAUUCAAGAACCUGGUCAAAGGGGAAGAUAGCGAACUACGGGCUGCAUACGCGGAGUUUCACAGAUCAGUCGAAAAUGAGAACAUUGCUGUCAGAAAUGCGACUCUAGUUGAGUUACAACGAAGCUUGGUUAUCUCUACACGUACGGAGCAAAAGACUGAGACGAUUGUUACUCAUACUGAGAGGAUUAAUCAGUAUGUCGAAGAUCGAGAGGAUAAAGAGGCACACGAUGCUAUUGCUUCCGAACGCGAGGAUAUUUUGAGGUCACUGUCAUCAGUGAAAUUCCAUGAUAAGCACCAUGACGUUCUCGCAAAGCAUCAUCCAAAUACUGGACAAUGGCUACUGGAUAGUGAUGAGUUCCAACAGUGGUUUCACGGAGAUAAGUGUACUACUCUAUGGUGUACCGGAACUGCUGGUACCGGCAAAACUGUGUUGACGUCCGUCGCGGUUGAUUAUGUCCAGCAGAAGGCUUUUUCUGGAAAUAUUGCAGUGGCAUAUGUGUAUUGCGACUACAAAGAUCCAAUGACAAAAAGCGGCGGUGAACUAAUCGCAAGCUUAUCCCAACAGCUCGCCGAGCAGAUAGAUACAGUGCCCACAGAGUUGAAACGCUUUCACGAGAAGAAGCAGCAGAAAACAAGAGCUGUCACCAAUGAGGAUCGUCUGUCGGUCAUGAAGUCUCUCGUCACUCAUUUUUCUCGGGUCCACAUCUUCAUUGAUGCCCUUGUAAGUUAUAUCUUCAACAUCAACAUGUCAAGCUUUGUGUCCGGUCAUUAUCUGAAAGUAAUGCAAUCUGAUUACCAAUGUGGUUACUAGGAUGAAUGCUCCAAAGACAAUCGAGACAAAUUUCUCUGGUACCUGAAGAGAAUGCAGGGAUUUAUGCACAUCUUUAUCACCUCUCGACCACAUGUCGAUCUUGACUCAUACCUUGUUCAUAUAUCAAGGCUCGAAAUAGUGGCACGAGAAUCUGAUAUAAAAGAGUACUUAUUGUCUGAGAUUGACAGAGACACCAGCCUGACCAAAUUGAUCGCGCGAGAUCCACAGCUCAGGGAGGAGAUUAUACACAGUAUUAGUGCCAAGGCAAAAGGAAUGUAAGUUCU
Aspergillus sclerotioniger CBS 115572 is the source of this 1775-nucleotide messenger RNA. RefSeq lists its product as uncharacterized. The coding region runs from base 130 to 1491 and encodes 453 amino acids. Lineage: Eukaryota; Fungi; Ascomycota; Eurotiomycetes; Eurotiales; Aspergillaceae. The transcript is spliced from 7 exons. The record is from RefSeq and is a predicted model, not a curated record.